AUGGCAGAGACAUAUCCUAUUGGAACCCGCAGCGAGUGCGAGCGCCUCGUCAAGGACUGGGGCUUCCGCCACGUCUUCACUUGGACAGAUGGUAGCAACGCAUACUACCCACCACACACGCAUGGCGGGCCGACAACGCAUCUUAUCCGGCGGGGAACGCUCACAAUUACGUACCCGGACGAUAACGCCAGAUUGCAUAAUGGGGAGGUCGUGAAGGAGACAUUCGGAGUUGGUGCGAGGGUCGAUGUCCCGGCUAAUAAGCGGCACGAGGUUUGGAUUGGGGAGGAGGGGUGUGAGUAUGUGAUUGGAGAGUGA
Molecule: messenger RNA, 315 nt
Organism: Aspergillus calidoustus
Lineage: Eukaryota; Fungi; Ascomycota; Eurotiomycetes; Eurotiales; Aspergillaceae
Source: the annotation of a GenBank genome assembly